Molecule: messenger RNA, 2266 nt
Organism: Hevea brasiliensis (rubber tree)
Lineage: Eukaryota; Viridiplantae; Streptophyta; Magnoliopsida; Malpighiales; Euphorbiaceae
Product: pentatricopeptide repeat-containing protein At2g35030, mitochondrial-like
Exons: 1
Coding region: 142-2043 (633 amino acids)
Biological process (GO): RNA modification
Molecular function (GO): RNA binding; protein binding
Source: RefSeq, a predicted model, not a curated record
UCAAACUCCCCUCUUUUUAGUUCAUUUUUUUAAUACAUUGUAUGGUAAAAAGCUCAGAAAAAUGGUUCAAUUAUGAUCUUCUUGGCAGAGACCCAAUUCCGGGUUUUGGCUAUUUGGGAAAAAAAAAUUCUUUGAGAUGCGAUGCAAUCCCUGUUUCGAGUAUCAAUUACAUUGUCAAGCAAAGCCACCGAACGACACGCACUAUGCAAACACAAGCUUCUCUCUUACUUGCUAAACCAGUCAACAAUAACUCCCAAAAUUUCAUCGCCUGAUAGAGAUCAUAGCGCCAAUUCCAACCUCGCACGCUCCAAUUGGCUUAUCACGAGAUUGUGUAAAGAACGAAAAAUUAAUGAAGCACGACAAAUGUUUGAUAAAAUGCGUGAAAGAGAUGUUGUUACGUGGACAACUAUGAUCACUGGAUAUGUCAAAUGCGGGUUGCUUGCGGAAGCGAGGAGGUUGUUUGAUAGAGCUGAUGCGAUGAAAAAUGUGGUCACAUGGACUGCUAUGGUUAGCGUAUAUGUGAUACGGAAUCGUAUUUUUGAAGCCAAGAAGUUGUUUGAGGCAAUGCCAGUGAGGAAUGUUGUUUCAUGGAACACCAUGGUUGAAGGGUAUGCGCAAAGUGGGGAAGUAGAUAAGGCUCUUGAGUUGUUUGAUAGAAUGCCUGAGAGGAAUGUGGUUUCAUGGAACAUAGUGAUCACAGCAUUGGCACAAUGUGGGAGGGUGGAAGAGGCAAGAAGAUUGUUUGAUGAAAUGCCUAAAAGAGAUGUGAUUUCGUGGACAACAAUGGUGGCAGGAUUGGCCAAGAAUGGGAGGGUUGAUGAAGCCAGGGAGGUUUUUGAGAGGAUGCCAGAGAGGAAUGUGGUGUCAUGGAAUGCAAUGGUUACUGGGUAUGCGAAGAAUAAGAGGUUGGAUGAGGCUCUUGAUUUGUUUAAGAGAAUGCCUGAAAGGGAUCUGCCCUCAUGGAACACGAUGAUCACAGGCUUUAUUCAGAAUGGGGAGUUAGGGAAUGCAAUGAGGGUGUUCAAUAAGAUGCCUGAAAAGAAUGUUGUGUCAUGGACUACAAUGAUUACUGGGUAUGUCCAAGAGGGGGAAAGUGAAGCAGCAUUGAAGAUCUUUACGGAAAUGAUAAGGGAUGGUCAAGUGAAGCCUAAUGAGGGAACAUUUGUGAAUGUUUUGGGUGCUUGCAGUGACUUGGCAGGUCUUGGUGAGGGGCAACAAAUUCAUCAGAUGAUAAGUAAAACUGUCUAUCAGGAUAUGACUUUUGUUGUAUCUGCACUCAUAAAUAUGUACUCAAAAUGUGGCGAAUUGGGUUCGGCAAGGAAGAUGUUUGAUGAUGCAGCAACUCACCCGAGGGAUUUGGUUUCUUGGAAUUGUAUGAUUGCAGCCUAUGCACAUCAUGGGUGUGGAAGUGAAGCAAUUGAAUUGUUUAAUGAAAUGCGAUCUCUAGGGUUUAAACCUGAUGGUGUUACCUAUGUGGGGUUGCUCUCUGCAUGUAGCCAUGCUGGUUUGGUGGAGGAUGGACUAUCAUACUUUGAUGAGCUUCUGGAAGACAGGUCCAUACAAGUAAGAGACGAUCACUACACAUGUUUGGUUGAUCUAUGUGGUCGUGCAGGGAGGCUCAAGGAGGCUUUUGAUUUAAUUAAGCAGCUUGGAAUUAAGUCUUCAUCCUCCAUUUGGGGGGCACUUCUAGCCGGAUGUAAUGUCUAUGGGGAUCUGAAAAUAGGGAAGCUGGCUGCAGAAGAACUCGUGAAGGAAGAGCCAGAGAAUGCAGGCACUUACUUACUGUUGUCUAACAUAUAUGCUUCCAGUGGGAAAUGGGGAGAAGCUGCAAGAGUGAGGUUGAAAAUGAAGGAAAAAGGAUUGAAGAAGCAGCCUGGUUGUAGUUGGAUUGAAAUUGGGAAUAGAGUUCAUGUGUUUUUAGCUCGUGACAAGUCUCAUUAUCAGUCGAAUCUUAUUUAUUCUUUACUCCAUGAUCUUAAUGCGGAAAUUAAGAAGGCAUGGUAUGUAGCAAACAGCGAUUUUAUAGUAGAUGAGGAAUUUUAAAUAAUAUAGAUUUUACAAUUUUUUUGUGCUACUAAAGUCAAUUGAUAACUUGUAAGUUUGAUAUUUGAGCUGACAGUUUCAUCUUGUAGCCAGCGAUUUUCAUUGAUCAAGAAACAGGAUAAAUGUUGGUCAGUUGAUAGCUUAGGAGGAAAUCAAUAAUGUAAAGGUUGCAGAGGAAGUGUUAUUGUUUCUUCAGCAUUAUAACACUAAUUUCUUCAAUUUA